Hydra vulgaris (swiftwater hydra) is the source of this 1756-nucleotide messenger RNA. Lineage: Eukaryota; Metazoa; Cnidaria; Hydrozoa; Anthoathecata; Hydridae. The record is from RefSeq and is a predicted model, not a curated record.
ACAUUUAAAAAUUAUAUGGUUGAGGAUUACAUACAUCAUUCAAUGCCAGUCGUACUUGCUGAGCAGGCAGCUCUUCGUCAAAUUGAAUCUAUAAUUAAUCAGAGUGGUAAAACCUUAGCUGAUUAUAAUUUGCCAGCUUUAGAUCAGUUUUUAGAUAAUGUCCCAGAAAAUGAUGAUGAAGAUGUUCAGGUGUUUAUUGAUGAAGCAAACCGAGUUAGACCAUUAUUGAAUGAUAAUCAACGUAAUGUAGCUGAUGCGAUCCUUGCUGCACUAAGUGUGGAACCUACUAAUGAAAAUAAGCAUUCAAGGUUGUUUUUUAUGGAUGGGCCUGCCGGUUGUGGUAAAACAUUUACUUACAACUAUUUAAUUUCUGAAACACAGAGCAGGCAUAUUAGAACUGCAACAGCUGCAUGGACAGGAAUAGCUGCAACUCUUCUCAAAAAUGGGUGCACAAUGCAUGGCUUAUUCAAACUUCCUGUUCCAAUUUUGGAAACUAGCACAUGUAAUGUAACUCCAAACUCUAUUCAUGGUAGAUUCCUGAGACAAAUCAGUUUGUAUUUACUUGAUGAAGCAUCUAUGAUACCCAAAUAUGCUUUGAGUGCCAUUGAUAAGCUAUUACAAGAUAUUUGUAAUAACAACUUUCCUUUUGGUGGUAAGGUUAUUCUUAUGGGUGGAGACUUCAGACAAAUACUUCCAGUUGUGAAGCGAGGUCGACCAGCAGAAGUUAUAGAAUCAUGUUUAAAAUGUUCUGAACAUUGGCAAUAUGUGCAAAGGUUCUCAUUAACUGUAAACAUGAGGGUUCAGAUAGAAGAAGAGGAAUUUUCUCAAUGGCUUUUAAAGCUUGGAAGUGGAACAUUACCUGUCAAGCCUGAAGAUCCUUUGCGAGGGUGUAUUGAAAUACCUGAGCAGUGCUUUCUCAGUGAUAAUGAAUCUAUUGUGGAGAAGAUUUUCGGUGGUGCAGAAGAAGGUGAUUAUGCAAAACGUGCUAUUUUAACGCCAGCAAAUGUUGAUUCAUUGGCAAUAAAUGAAGAAGUCCUUCAUCGCUUACCCGGUGAUGUGAAAACAUAUUUAAGUUCAGAUAGCAUUGAUACUGAUGAUCUUAAUGAAAUUAAUAAUUUUCCAGUCGAGUUUUUAAAUAGUUUGACUCCAUCAGGUAUGCCUGUUCAUUGCCUAAAAUUAAAAAUUGGUGCUGUUAUAAUGCUACUUAGAAAUUUAGAUCUCAAAGGUGGACUUUGUAAUGGAACCCGUUUGAUGGUGCGUGCAUUACACAACAAUUAUAUUGAUGGUGAGGUUUUAACAGGUGUAUCAGCUGGUAACAGGGUAUUUGUUCCUCGAGUUCAAUUAGCUCCAUCAGAUGCAAAUUUACCUUUUACACUUAAACGCCGUCAGUUUCCAGUUAGGUUAGCAUACUCAAUGACCAUAAAUAAAAGUCAAGGUCAAACAUUUGAAAAAGUUGGUGUUUAUCUCAAAAAACCUUGCUUUUCACACGGCCAAUUAUAUGUUGCAUGUUCAAGAACAAGAUCAUUUAAUAGUUUGUUUUUCAAAGUUGAUAAACAUCCAUUACAAGCAAUGCUGAUAAAACUGAAUUUUUUUAAAAAAAGAGUUAUUCCAGCCUUCCAACCAAAUAUUAGAGACUUUUAAAAAAGCACUCUCACAAAGUAAGUGUCUAAUCUUCUAUAUAAUAUUGCCGAACUAAUUUUUACUAAAUUUUGGUUCGUAUUUUUCAUUUCUCAAAUGAAUUAACAUAAAACAAAUA